This is a messenger RNA of Humulus lupulus (European hop), 2112 nucleotides long. RefSeq lists its product as uncharacterized. Lineage: Eukaryota; Viridiplantae; Streptophyta; Magnoliopsida; Rosales; Cannabaceae. The record is from RefSeq and is a predicted model, not a curated record. The transcript has 6 exons. Bases 1 to 2112 code for a protein of 703 amino acids.
AUGGGGAUGAAUCAUUCAAUGGGGCAGCCUAUGGGGACACAAAUGGGGCAAAUGGAGAACAUUUCUUGUGUGUAUUGUGGUAAGGGUCAUACUUUUGACAAUUGUCCUUCCAAUCCCGCAACUGUGUGUUACAUGGGGAACCAAAAUAGGAAUAGUCCUUAUUCUAAUUCCUACAAUCCAUCAUGGAGGAAACAUCCCAACUUUUCUUGGAGUAAUCAAGGGGCUAGCCCUAGCAAUUCUUCUAUGCCUCCUAGACCAAAUUUCCCACCAGGGUAUUCACCACAAGCACCACAACAAAGGCCACAACAACAAGCAAUGCAAUCUAACUCUCUUGAGAAUAUCUUGAAAGAGUAUAUAAUGAAGAAUGAAGCCAUGGUUCAAAUCCAAGUGGAAUCAUUGAGGAACUUAAAAAAUCAAGUUGGGAAACUAGCUAAUGAGCUUAGAAAUAGACCCCAUGGUGCAUUGCCAAGUGAUACCGAGAAUCCAAGAAAUGUGGGCAAGGAACAUUGUAAAGUUGUCACUUUGAGAAGUGGGAAAGAGUUGGAGAAUACCAAGACAAAUUUUGGGCAUGAGGGGAUGUCGCAGCAUAGUCGCCCAAACAGCUCAAUUUCAAAGCAGCCACCUCCAUUUCCUCAACGUUUUCAAAAGCAAAAGUUGGAUUCUCAAUUCAAGAAAUUUCUAGAUAUGUUGAAGCAGUUGCAUAUCAACAUCCCACUUGUAGAGGCACUUGUGCAAAUGCCUAACUAUGUGAAAUUCAUCAUUAAUUUGUUGUCAAUGUCUGUUUUCAAGCAAUUGGGGAUUGAAGAAGUCAGACCAACUAUAGUAACUCUUCAACUUGCAGAUAGAUCUCUUGUUCAUCCAAAUGGGAAGAUUGAAUAUGUGUUGGGUGAGCUUACUAUGAGGGUCCAAGAUGAAAAGGUGACUUGUAAUGUUCUUAUGGCUAUGAAGUUUCCUAAUGAGGUUGAGGAAUGCUCAGUGGUUUCAGUGGUAGAUUUUUUUGCAUCAAAGGAGUUUGGGACUAGUAGAGUUGAUGAUCCAUUAGAGAGGUUAUUGUUGUUUGACUCUCAAAAUGACAAAGAUGAGAAGAAGUACUUAGCUUGGUUGGAGGAUAAUUCUCAAGGGUUAAGAACAAGAGUGGAGUUGACUCAGGAACAAGAAGUAAAGUUGCAUGAGGUGUUGAGAAAGUUCAAGAAGGCCAUUGGGUGGACUAUUGCAGAUAUUCGAGGUAUUAGUCCUUCUUUGUGUAUGCAUAAGAUCUCGCUUGAAGACAGUGAAAAAGGUUCUAUUGAGGGGCAAAGGAGACUAAAUCCUAUCAUGAAGGAAGUGAGAAAGAAGGAAAUUAUCAAGUGGUUAGAUGAUGGAAUUAUUUAUCCUAUCUCUAACAAUUCAUGGGUGAGCCAUGUUCAAUGUAUGCCUAUGAAGGGUGGGAUCACAGUGGUGAAGAAUGAAGACAAUGAGUUGAUUCCUACUAGAACUGUGACUGGAUGGAGAAUUUGCAUGGACUACAGGAUGCUAAACAAGGCCACUAGAAAGGAUCAUUUCCGUCUUCCUUUUAUUGAUGAGAUGUUAAAUAGACUUGCUGGGAGAGAGUAUUAUUGUUUCCUUGAUGGGUACUCUGGUUACAAUCAAAUAGGAGUGUCACCAAAAGAUCAACACAAGACUACAUUCACUUGCCCAUAUGGUACUUUUGCAUUCAGGAGAAUGCCCUUUGGUUUGUGCAAUGCUCAGCAAUGUACAAUGGCCAUUUUUACUGAUAUGGUGGAGAAAUUCUUAGAGGUAUUCAUGGAUGACUUCUCUAUUUUUGGUGAUUCUUACGAUGACCCUUUAAGUAAUUUGGCUAAUGUUUUGCAAAGAUGUGCUCAACUCAACUAUACAGUGACAGAAAAAGAACUUUUGGCCAUUAUCUUUGCUUUUUACAAGUUUCGGUCUUAUUUGGUGGGAACCAAGAUGAUAGUCUAUAUGGAUCAUUCAGCCAUCAAGUACUUGAUUGAAAAGAAGGGUGCUAAGCCUCGGUUCAUUAGAUGGGUGCAUUUGCUUAAAGAGUUUGAUGUGGAAAUUCAAGAAAAUGAGUGGAGAACCAAGUGGCGGAUCAUUGUCAAAAAUGGAAGGUGA